AUGCCAAUAUUGUCCCAUGACUCCAACAGCCAUCCGAUUCUCAAGAACUCAACUAGCCAGUCUCUCGCUGAAAUGAUUACCAGUGGCAUGUUCAAGCGUCAAACGGUUCGAGAUCUGAUUGCACAGCAACAGGGCAAUCAACAUGCUAAAGUUCACUAUACACUCAAAGCCAAGAGAGCGCUUGCUGCCGAACUAGGAUACUGCGUGUUGGAUUUCUUCGAUGCUAGCUUGGAUUCUAAAGAUAUAUGCUUUUUUGGGUCAUUGGACAACUACACCGGAAGGGACAGGUUAUACCGUUCAUUCUCGUCUCAAUUCCCUAGCUCUCCGGAAUUCCGAGCUUUCCGUAUUGGGCAUCCAGUAUUGCUUUCCUUGGCAAAGAUUUUACUGGAGCUAGAUGAUGGAGAGGCCAUACCGCUAGAUAUACGUCCUCACUAUGGCAAAGAAAAUGAUCGAGCAUGGUUGCAGCUCUUAUCAAGCUUGGACGUCUUGCAAGAAGGAGGCGCAAGGCUAGAAGACUCCUAUACGGAAGCCAUCAGAGGGUGUCUGAACGUUCAUAGCCAACUUCAACACGUCAAAGCUGAAGGUCCUCAAGCAGAUAUGCUUAUUCGAGACAAGCUCUACCACCACAUCGUCCAGCAUCUCGAGACUGCUUUGGAAAACUGCUUACCAAAUCUUGGUUUAAAACGCCAGCACUCUAUGAACCCAGAAAUCGAAUCAAUAAUGGAGCCUAUGAACAAACGAAUCCGCACAAUAGAAAAUAAUGCCGACUCUGUGCAUGUCUCUGACAUUCCCGGAGAGCCAUCAGAUACAUAUCGUGAGCUGCCACGACGGCAAGAUGGCUUAGGCAAGGACGUUCCUGCUGAGUCAAGGCCGCACUUUGAUACAAAGGCCGGAUCUUUUAAGGGAGAGGCUCAGCCUUCAAAGGAUCGGUGCGGCUUUAAGGCCGCCAUUAUAUGCGCUCUACCACUAGAAUUUGACGCUAUCCGAUCACUCUUUGACUCCAUCUGGCAAGAGCAGCAUCACCACUACGGUAAGCUCAAAGGCGACACGAACCACUACGUCAAUGGGCGUAUAGGCGACCUUGACGUUGUUGUUCUCCUUCUUUAUAGUAUGGGCAAAGUAAGCGCAGGAACUGCAGCUGCCCGCUUACAAUGUUCCUAUCCAGAGUUAGAAGUGGUCUUCCUAGCUGGUAUCUGCGGCGGUAUCCCAGAAGUACAAUCACCUAACGGUGGAAAAAGAGCAGUCCUUCUUGGUGACGUUGUAGUCAGUUCACACAUGGUACAGUACGACUUUGGAAGAAGAUCAGCAGAGAUUUUGGAACGAAUCCAGCAGAGCAACCCGAAAUAUCAGCACCCUGGUUCAGCUAGUGAUCGGCUCUACGAACCAACCUACCAACAUCAGAUCGACACUUUGGUACUAUGCACAUGCUUCAGCAGCCCAAGCCUAAUAUGCGAGCGCUGUCGUGGUGUCUCCUGCGACGAGGCGGGAUGCGAUGAGAAAUUCCUUGUAGCGAGAUGUCGACUGCAGGAGAAAAUGCUCUUGGAAGAGCAAGGUGAUAUUUGCGAGGCACAAAAGCCUUUGAUCUUUCUGGGGCGGUUUGGUUCUGGAGACACAGUGCUCAAGUCGAGUAAGGAUCGAGAUGGACUUGCUGAGCGGCUUGGCAUUGCGGCUUUUGAGAUGGAGAGCGCUGGUUUGUGGGAAGACUUGCCAUGUGUUGUGGUGAAAGGUGUCUGCGAUUAUGCAGACUCUCACAAGAAUAAGGAAUGGCAAAACUUUGCUGCAGCAACGUCGGCUUCUGUUGUUAAAGCUUUGUUAGAACGCUAUAUCAUAACUGAUAAAUAGAUUCUAA
Fusarium odoratissimum NRRL 54006 is the source of this 1849-nucleotide messenger RNA. RefSeq lists its product as uncharacterized. Gene Ontology annotation, molecular function: catalytic activity. Lineage: Eukaryota; Fungi; Ascomycota; Sordariomycetes; Hypocreales; Nectriaceae. The record is from RefSeq and is a predicted model, not a curated record. Gene Ontology annotation, biological process: nucleoside metabolic process. The coding region runs from base 1 to 1842 and encodes 613 amino acids. The transcript is spliced from 2 exons.